UUCAUUCGAACGCUGCACCGAAGCGGAGAGUCGUGUUCCCUUCGCACGGACGAUCACCAGUUUCCGAAAAAAAAAAAAAAAUGUACGACACUCCCGAGCAGCAAUGGGAAAAGUGCAAGAAAGAACACUCCGAUGCAGAGAAGAGUCCUGGCAUUCACUUCAAUCGACCCAGCACUCCGUUCCAACUUGUGAUGCCAGGAGGAAUUGAAAAGUUUCAGAGCAUCCAUUUCGACAUGACGCUCUCCGAAGAGAUGACGACAGUCUCAUUCGAGUGGCGUUCAACAACAAGAAAGAUGGACUUGCCGCUGCUCGAAAUUCUCAUCGACCAGUACAAACCGGGCUUUCUUAACUACUCCAUGGAAGACUACGACAAACACAGUUGCGCGGUCUCUGACCCAAAUUUCAAGUUCACUAUCGGGAAAAGACACAUAGUAAAGUUGUUCUACGAUACCAAAGACUCCAUCCUUGUGGUAAUGAUCGACGGGGCAUAUGGACUGUUCCAUACGCUGGAGAAUUUCCAAGCUGGAUCCUUGCACGACACAGUGCGCAUCACGGGACAUGUUAGCAUCGACGCGGUUCACGUGCCUUACGACACAUCGCUGCCCCUGCCGUUGACCAUCCAACUGGAACCGGGAAAUCAUGACGAGUGCCUCUGUGAGAUUAGGGGAAAACGAAGAACGAACGGCUCCGAACAGAUGACUGUAACUCUCGGAAAGCGGGCCAUCUCUUUGCCAAUACACGGCAAAGGCGACACUGAAGAUGUUCAAGUGAAGGUCAGCCGUUCUGCCCGCGGCUACUUUGACGUCAGCUUUAAUGAUAAAUUAGUAGAAGCUUUAGACGUCAUAGCAUCUGAAGCGACAAUAGAUGGCCACGUGGACAUCUCGUGGGUGGAAACGGGCACAAGAGUGCAAGGUUCAGCCUCGGAAGUAUCAGAUGCAAAGCUUUGAAACAUGCGAUGUGUGACACUGAGGAUCAAAUGGAAGCAGUAUUCAUAAGGAUGCCCGAAAGUUACAAAUGAGAAAAGAUUGAAACUGUCACCAGAAUAAAGUUUUCUGCAAUGAAUGAUGAA
Ornithodoros turicata is the source of this 1069-nucleotide messenger RNA. RefSeq lists its product as uncharacterized. Lineage: Eukaryota; Metazoa; Arthropoda; Arachnida; Ixodida; Argasidae. The transcript is spliced from 7 exons. Bases 81 to 947 code for a protein of 288 amino acids. The record is from RefSeq and is a predicted model, not a curated record.